GUGAAGAAAAACUUGAAGAGCGCAUGCGUGCGCUGGCCCGCUUCUUUUUCCUCUCUGGCCAGCUGAAGGCAAGAUGGGUCACCAGCAGCUCUACUGGAGUCACCGGCGCAAGUUCCGCCAGGGCUCUCGCUCUUACCCCGUCUGCUCUAACCGCUACGGUCUGAUCCGAAAAUACGGGCUGAACAUGUGCAGUCAGUGCUUCCGUCAGUACGCAAAGGACAUAGGCUUCAUUAAGUUGGACUAAGCAACCUUGGAUGGAUUAUUCAAGACUGUCUACCCAGUGUAACAGAUCAUGCUAGUCUUUGUACAUAAAGAAUAAAAAAAUGGAGACCUUCAAAAAAAAAAGAAAGGAAGGAAGGAGGUGUGGUUAAGGAAUGGGAAGAGAGGAGGGAAGGGAAUCUGGUUGGUAAUUUAAAAAAUUUUAAAAGAGUUUACUGGCUUUUUUUUAAACUUUGAAUGUUGAUGGCAGCAGGGAAUUCAGAAUUGAUAAAGCCUCAUGUUUAAUUUGUAUUUACAUUAACUCUAGCUAUAGUAUCACUGUAAGGACAUUAUAGUUAUGAAUGCUGCCUCUUUAAGGAGUGCUCACUAGAAAACUAGUUUGAAAAUCAUUUUGAGGAUCACUAAAAAUUAAUGAAAAGAAAAUAAAUAAUCAUGAAAAUAAUGUGGAUUGUAGAUCCAAGCUUGGAAGAUGGAAGAUCUUUAUGUUAGAAUGAACAAGAUUGGUAUGAAGAUGCACAUCUGUAAUCAUAGCACUUGAGGCAGAACAAUCAUGAGUUCAAGGCCAGCCUGAGCUACAUAGUAAGACCCUGUCUCAAACAACAAAGAAGGCUGUAGUAAAGCAAUAUUAAAAGCUAUAGACCUUUCAGUCAUUGAACACGUGGAACAUGUAUGUCCUAGAAACAGUAAAUGGGAAAUGAGUAAUUGUUUCUUUCCUCAUAUAGCUAACAACACAGAUUACUAUCUGAUACAUUUAAAAUAAGCAAUAAGUUACAUCAAAAGUACUGUGAAGUAACUGAGGCUAAUGAAGGUUUUAAUAAAGCUUUGCAGCACGGUAAAUUUUGAAUGUCAUUGAAGUAAUUUCCAAAUAGCUGACAGGGAAAUAGGAACUAAAUUAGUUAUUCUGAUGAAGAGGCAGAACAUAUAAAAAUAUAUGUGUAUUAGAAGGUUUUAUAAGCUGAAAACCAGUUUGGGUGUAACAGAUUAAGAGUCUGAGAUGUGGUACUCUAUCUAGUCAAAAAUUGGCUUUUAGUCCCACGGGUAAAUAUGAAAACUGUGUUUUAGAGUAACUGCACAGUAGCAUUAGAACUGCUAGUUACAUUAUCCACACAAGAUAAGGAAAGUGUGGCUAACCUGUAAAUUCCAUACAAUUUUAAAAUAUGAAUCUAGUUUAAAGUAGUUGCUCUUUGACAGACUGCUUUUUUUUUACCUGAACUUUUGUUUUGACUAUGUUGCUCUUGUAAUUUCAAUUAAAGCAAACCAAACCAAACAAACAAAAAGGUCAGAAUGGAUGGAGGAAGGGGAUUCAAUAAGAAAUUAAUAUAAUCAUAUAUUCAAAUCACAUAGGAAAGCUGGGCUAUAAAAAGCAGCUGAAGGGGAGCAAGAAGACUUUAAAGGUGAAAUAAAAACAAAGACAAGGCAAUGAAUAUGUAACAGAAAGGAUGAGGGAGUCAGUGUUACUGAUCCUGCCGGCUUCCGGAUAUGCUUGAGAUGCAGGACCAAGUGUAGACUUUGAGCAGAUAGAGUAAGUUUGAUGCUAGAAAAGUUAAACUUGAGGUGCCUGUUGGCUCACAGGCUAUCUGGUUAGGUAGUUGGAAAUACAUGUAGCUAUCCAGGAAACGGAACUAGAGAGAGAGCUAGGAGUCAUCUUCAUACUUGUGCUAAUUGAAAUUACAAAGUUGAACACAGAAGGUUUAUAAAAAUAAGCCAAGAAUUAUGAGAGACACUUGCUAUGGUUUAAUAACCCACUAAUUUCCUUCUAAAGCAUCCUAGAAGAGUUUUUAUUUAUUCAUUCAUUCAAAUAUUUCAGAUGCUGGGCUCUACCUUGUAAAACCUUGCAUCACCUAAUCCUGGGAGUUACUCAAUUACUUUGUUUUUUACAUUUUGCUUGAAAAUGGAAGGUCAGGAAAACAAGGGGAUUUCCUAAGAAAACAAGAGGUUAACACUUUACUUUGAAGCAGCUAAUUAUUAACAUUAAAUGAUACUUUGUAUCUAGACCUAGACAGCUUAGCUACACCUUUAACUUUCCAGUUAGUCAGGAGUUUUUAGUUGCAAUCCAAACUACACAUCCACCUGGCUACUUAAUACUGCCUGUGACCUUUAUCACUUGGCUUUUGUUUCUCUUGCUGCCAGCCCCUCUCAUAAAAGCUACCCAAUCACUUAGUUUCUACUCUCUAAACAUUUUGGGUCUUUUAAAUCAAAGGUAAUAUCGGGUUGUUUUGUUUUUUCCUGUUGUCUAAUGGUAAGAGGGAUUAGAAGGAGAGGGGAAGUGAAGAUUACCAUUUAUUUUAGAGCAGUGUUUCUCAACCUCUAGGUCAUGACCCCUUAGGGUCAAAUGACCCUUUCACAGGAGUCAGCUAAGACCACUGCAUAUCAGAUUUUUUUUUGUUUUUUGUUUUUUUGU
Molecule: messenger RNA, 2620 nt
Organism: Cricetulus griseus (Chinese hamster)
Lineage: Eukaryota; Metazoa; Chordata; Mammalia; Rodentia; Cricetidae
Source: RefSeq, a predicted model, not a curated record